Alligator mississippiensis (American alligator) is the source of this 4297-nucleotide messenger RNA. RefSeq names its product prokineticin 1 (gene PROK1). The record is from RefSeq and is a predicted model, not a curated record. The transcript is spliced from 3 exons. Lineage: Eukaryota; Metazoa; Chordata; Crocodylia; Alligatoridae. Bases 63 to 380 code for a protein of 105 amino acids.
UAUUGCAGUGUUACUGUGACACUCCCAAGACAAGGGAGAGUUUAUUUAUUUUCCCCAUCGACAUGAAAACGGUCAUCCAAAUCUUAUGCUUCUUCCUCUUAAUAACUUUUUACAAAUGUGCAGUCAUUACUGGGGCCUGUGAGAAGGACCUGCAGUGUGGGCCUGGGACAUGCUGCGCGAUCAGCCUGUGGCUUCGAGGACUGAGGAUGUGCACUCCCCUGGGACAGGAAGGGGAUGAAUGCCACCCGUUCAGUCACAAGAUCCCUUUCUUUGGAAAGCGCCAACACCACGCCUGCCCAUGCCUUCCAAACUUUAUAUGCUCCAAGUUCACUGAUGGCCGAUACCGGUGUUCAAUCAACUUCAAGAACAUAGACUUUUAACAAACAGGACAGCACCGCCGAGAUCUUUGCAUCUGGAGAACUGUGCAGCACUUCUCGCAGAAAUAAGUAACCUCCCACCUCACCUUCCUUCCUGCCUCUUUUGGUUGUAUUGCCUUAUACUGACACUAUGUAUUGUACAUCAUGAUUGUCAAGACAAAAUAAGGACAAGGGGGAUUUUCAAAGGCACAAACAAUUCCUCAGUAGAUCCCCAAGCAAUUUUACAAGGACAUCCCAGAGAGCUUGCACAGAGACCAAGUCAUUUGACACAAAUCAGUGGGACCUUGCUAAAGCCAGGGAUAGAGCCUAGUCCCUCCAGUUAACUAGGUUACACUGCUCCCUGCAUGUCUAGGUAUGCACCUAACUCCCAUUGACUUCUGAGGAACAUGGCAUCUACCUGCCACUUGUGGCUUUGGAAAGCUCCCCGACGUCUUUCUGCAUGUAAUAUAAGGGACAUUGUCACCAUAUUUUAGACCCCUAAUCUAUUUUUAGUAGUACAAAGAAGGGAUUCAGGAUGUAAAAAAAAUAGGGUUUGAUGUAUAAUCCUGCCUCAUGUUGCUGUGUCUGCUCACAAAUAGGCUCCGCUGUUCUUAACUCACCCAGCUCCUAGUUAACAGCUGUUUUUAUUCCUGCAGCACCUGAGAUGGGAAGCAGAGCCUGCUGUAAGCUGCCAUCUGCCUCUCAGCUGCCUCCUGCUGUUCAGUGUUUCACCUCCUAAAUGAAGCAGAGCCUUUGGGUGCUGUAGCUGAUUGUGCGUCCUUACACCCCAAUGCCAGCUGCACCACGCUGCCUGGCCUGUUGCAGAAAGUGUAUCCAUCCACCUGACUCGUUGAGCACCGGCAGGCAAAUUUGACCUGUUGUAGGUCAAGCACAGAGUUAUGCUAAUGCACCAAAAUCAGAAAAAUGAAGCUGACAAAACAACCAGCUUAUUAUUCUCGAUGUCUAAAUUGUAACGUAGCUUCUGACAGCGAUUAGACACAUAGUUAUUAAAAAUCCUGUGUGCAGCCAGUCGGAAAAAUUGAUAGACUCGUGUUCCAUUGGGAUACGCAUUUCCAUGACCGUCAAAAUGCUUUGGGAAUCAGCCUGAUUUCAUCAGACUUUCAUUUGGGAAGAAAUCAGGGGAGGGGGAAAUUCUGACAAAAUCAAAUGUCAUUUCCACAUUUUAUGAAACAAAGCAUGGGCAUGUUUUUAUUCUGGCAUGACUUUUGAAGCUAAAUUUUGUGUUCAGGGCAUCAGAGGUGAAAGGGUCCCCAAGCCCCUGCACAGAUGCUACUUCUGAACCCAUAACUACAUACCUAUCCAGCCCUGCUUCAUUUUGCAGUUUCUAUAGCUUUCUAUAGCAAAUUGUUCCACUGCCCUGCUGUUCUGACAGCAAGGAAGUUCUCCCUGACAUUUAAACCGAAUCUGCCUUAUUGCAGGUUAAACCCGCUGCUUCGUGUCCAGCUCUGCAUGGCAGGGGAAAACUGUUGUGCUCUCUCAUCUCUAUGGGAGCCUUUCCGAUACUUGAAAAGGGCUAUUGUAUGUCCCCGCUUUAUCCCCUUUCCUCCAAAUUAAAAACACUUAGCACUCUCAUUCAUUCCCUGUAUAGCUUGCAUCCCACACCCUUUAUCAUCCAUGUUACAGGCCUCUCCAGGCUCUCUCUAUUCUUCUCAACAGAGACCAAACCUGCACACAGUACUUUAGCUGAUGCCUGACCGGUGUCAUCUGCCAAUUUGAUUAGAAAGCUCUUUAUCCUGGUCACCAUAUCCUUAAUAAAAAGGUUAACCAGCACUGGACCCUCGGUGGACCCCUGUGAAACUCCAUGUGAAACCUCCUGCCAAUUGGACAUUGAUCCACUUAAACUUGAUCUCAGCUUGUGGUUAUGCCACCAAUUGUGCGUCCACCCCUUCAAAAAUUCUGUCUCGCCCACACGUCUCCAUUUAAUUAGGACGCUGUCACAUGGGACUGUCUUGAAAGCCUUCACGUCCAAGAAUAGUAUGCCCCUUCAUCCACCAGACUAAUUCUCUUGUCAAAGGAUAUCAAUUUGGUUUGGCAUGAUUUGUUUUUUAAAAAUCCACAUUGGCAGCUAGUGAUCACCCCUUCCUCCUCCAGCUGUUUAUGAAUGGAUCGUUUUAUCAUUUGCUUCAGUAACCUCCAAGGUAUAGAAGGCAGGCUGACAGGUUCAUAAUUCUCUGGGUCUUCUUUUUCUCUGUCAGUCCGUGCCUUAUCAUCGGGGAUCUUGCCUGCCAUCCGUGACUUUGCAAAUAUUAUUGCCAGUCGCUCAGAGAUUUUUUAACCAGCUCCUCUAGUACCUUGGGAUGAAUUUCUCCUGGCCCUGCCAACUUCAAUGCAUUCAAAUUUAUCACAAGCUUUCUGUAAGGCAAAGUUAGAAAGAAAUAUGAACACUUGAAAUGGAUCACUUUGAUCCAUCUAAAGCAGAUCACUGGAUCUCUUUGAUCCAUCACUUUGGGCAUGUCUACAUGUUGCCCUAUGGCAAUGUUGUUACUGCGCUGUGCUUUAGUACUUCCUUUUGGACUCUGAUACACGAGACCCAGCGGUGCUUUAAUUAGAGCAGCUCUUGGAGCCAGUCUAAUUAAAGUGCUGCCCUCUCCUCCUCCAGAGCAGGCGUAAAAGUGCCUGCAGUGGGUGUGUCUACACAUGCAUUAAUGCUCUUUUGUUAAUGCACAUUAAAUCUAGUACCUCCAUUGUGAGGGACCAGGAAAAUGCGCAUUAGCCUGUCUUAAUGCUCAUUAACUAAAGAGAAUGGUUUUUAAGUGACACUUAAUGUGCAUUAGCUUAUUUAAAUGUGCAUUAACUAAAUGGCAUGGUUUUUAAAUGACGUGUUAAUGUGCAUUAAAAUAGGCUAAUGAGCAUUAAAGCACAUGUCUAAGUGUGUCAAGUAUUGUGUCUGAGCCUUAGAUCCCCUAUCAUUACAAUAUCAUGGGCAGAUCUUAUAUUUGUCUGUCAAGCUUGUUCCAAAAAGAAAGCAAGAUAUUAAACAUAAUGGGUUUUAUGUGUGUGAUAAAAAUUACCUUUUGGAAAAAGAUCUCAGCUUGGGAAACUUCCUCCAUGUUCCCUUUUCAAAGAAGCUGUUCAAAAGAUUUAAAAGAUCUUUUCAAAGGUUGGAUCUUAACUUCUGCUUCAAGAAAACAAACUGAAGUGUGUAGUAGUGUCCUGAGUUUAAUUGUAGCAGUUCUUGCAAAAUGUAUGCUUUUCUUUAUUCAGAAAGCACGAGUGCUAAAAUGCAAAUAUUGCUUUUGAAAUUCACAGACACAUUUGUUCACUGGAAAUUAAAAUUCUACUUGUAUGUGACUGAUAAUUAGUAAUAUGUAUGUGAGAAAAUUGGACACAUGACUGUAUUAUUGUAAGUGUACUUAAUUGUAAGGGGAUUUUUUUUUUUUGCAUUUCAUUUUUUAUGGAGUAUAGCUCAACACUAUAUUAUAUUCCAGUAACAACCCAAGGACUCAGCUGAUACCAGGGUUUCACAGAAGAGGACACUGGCCUGGCUGCCUAUAAUGUAGAAUUAGGGUUAGGUGAAGUCCUCUGCUCCUGCCCCCAUCUAUUUUUUUCCCCAGUGAAAACUGCAGAUUUCUUACUCAAAGUUUCUGCAUGAAUUUCACUACCAAACUUCAAGUUGGCCAAUUUUGCGACUUUGGGAUCAAAUAUUGGUAUUUUGGGGGUGAAAUGACACUAAAGCCCAAAGGAAAGCUGGAGAUAUUUUUUUAAACUAUACACUUAAACUAGAUCCAUAAUGAAUUUCUAAAGGCUGGAUUUCCCAAAACAUUUUAAUAAAGCUUUUCAUUCUCAACUGGGACAUUUUUUCCCCUGCACAAUUAGUAAUACCUUAAACUCCUCUCCCCCCAGCAAAAAGCACCCCCAAAAACACAUCCUUGUCCCAUUCUAUUUAUAUUCUAAAAAAAAAAACAAAGACAAGAGGUGGG